CAAAAACGAUACCACUCCCGCAAUGAUGGUGAUGAUGAUGAUGGAAGGGUAGGGGCGUCGCGCAGGAGUGAUGCCACCUUCACCUCCGGAGGACAUAUCUUAAUCGGCGGCCUGGUCGUGGCAGGGACGUGCAGGAGAAGACACAGGACUGGAGACGGUCCCAGCAGACACGUGUUACCGCAUGCACGAUGCUUCUCUGCCAUUACCUUCAGGAGAAGACAGACUGGAGCGGUGCCUCCAGAUACCCCAGACUCGCCGGGCAUCACGAGGGAGCAAUACCGCAGGCUAGUCGACUUCUACCAUGUUUCUAGCGACAAGCUCGAUCAGGAAGAGAAGAUACAUGCGCCCUUGGCUUCUCGCUUCUUCAUUAUUGCAGAGCAAGAAAAGGCAGAAGAGCAGCAAAACCGACUAACACCUCCGUCUUCUAAAAGAACCGUUCUGCCCCCCAGGAAGGGAGGACAAGCGGCGAUUGUAAAGGAACUCCGACACCUCAUCAAGGUCUCUGCCCUGGGUAGGGUCUCGCUCGAUCAGUUGUGGGACCUGUAUGGACGCCUUUUCGCUCCACGUCCUCGAUUUCUUUCCGACGCCGAUCUCCGCCGACUUUUGCUCCAUCUGGGCUUUGUGGAGCAUUGGUAUGAACCAAAUGCGAUGAUACGCUACUUUCAACUUCUGAACGACUGCAUCGCGCAACGAGUGCCCAUAGAUGAUCACAUCUGGACUACAGCCGUUUCGUUUGCGGGACGAUGGACGAAGCAUGUGACUGAUGCCGAGGUCAAAGGCGCAAUUGAGACAUGGACGCGGAUGGAAGAGGCAGGGCAUAGCGCAGAUCAUGUCACACUGAACGUACUGUUCGAUGUUGCUGUCAAGGCGGGCCGAUUUGCGCUUGCAGACACCCUCUACAAGGAGAUCCGGACGAGAAAGAUGCCACUGGAUCGCUACUUCCGCGGCAGCCUCAUCUACUAUGCUGGCAUGAAAAGAAACGGCGACGAUGUGAGACGAGCAUUCCGGGAGUUUGUCGCAGCGGGAGAGAUUGUGGACACCGGCGUCAUGAACGCUGUCAUCCUCUCCCUUCUUCGAGCUGGUGAGGUCGCUGCAGCGGAGCAAGUGCUUCUCCGGAUGAAGCGCUUGGCCGCGGAGAAGAUCAGUGUCCCGAGCCCAGUGGACUGGCAAGACCGCAAACAGCUUCAAGCGGAGCUGAACGCGGCUGCACAGCGCCUGCGAGCGGAGAAGGAAGGACACGAGUCAUCCUUCUUUGGCGCGUCGUUUUCGUCGGAAGAAAGGCUCGAGCAAAUCCAACAGCAGACUCCAAUUGCCCCUGACUCUACAACCUACACCUUUCUGUUGCAGUAUCACGGAAAUACGACAGGAAACGCCGAACGAGUGUGGCAAAUUUUGCAGGAGAUGAGCAUCCGAGGGCUUCGCGUCCCCCCUGCUGCCUACGUGCACAUACUCAGAGGCUUUCGGCUACAUGGUGGUUAUGCAUUGUCCGGAUGGAACCAUCCCCAACUCGAGAGAUGCUGGAAGAUGAUUCUCCGGGACUUGGAAAGCGACGAUGCCGAGGCCAUUCUGCGAAGACCCGCAUCGGAGCCGCAACAGGCAGAGGAUUACGACAUGCUUGGUGCGAUGCUGCUGGACGAGUCAUCACAUCGUCGGUUCGAGCCUGUGGAAGCAGAGGGGAGUGCGGGCUCGAGAUAUGCGCCUCCUCCCGGGCAAAAGCGGGUUGCAUUAUCGUAUAGCAUGGCAAUGGAGGCGGUGAGGGCCUUUUAUCAGUGCUGUGGUCGCGAGCGGAUGCAACAAGUGUGGGAGCAGAUUUCAAUGUUGUGGCAUGAUGCGAGUGAAGCCGAGCGAGUGGGAGUGGAGAAUGAGGUGCGACGGAUGGCGAGACAUGCGAGUCGGUAUGAACAAAUGGAUGAAAGGAGGCGGCAUCAGCAGUAGUGUCAAGAUCGAGACGUGUGUUGUUGUUGUUGUUGUUGUUGUUGUUGUAUAGAUGUGAAGAUUGGUGUAAUGAAUGACAUAGCUUACUUCGCAUACCUAGGUACCUCC
Messenger RNA from Sphaerulina musiva SO2202, 2043 nucleotides. RefSeq lists its product as uncharacterized. The record is from RefSeq and is a predicted model, not a curated record. Lineage: Eukaryota; Fungi; Ascomycota; Dothideomycetes; Mycosphaerellales; Mycosphaerellaceae. Bases 649 to 1935 code for a protein of 428 amino acids. The transcript has 3 exons. Gene Ontology annotation, molecular function: protein binding.